CUUUGUAUGUACGUCAGAUUGACGUAGAUAUUGAGGUUAGAACAGAUCUUGUUUCAUGUUUUAGUUGAACAAGCUUUCCUCAAAGAUAACAGAUAGAAAACAAUGUGAUUUGGUUAUAUUUUAUCUAUCUGUUUCAUAAAAUGAAAAUAUAUUGUAGGAUUCCUUAUAUUUCACAUUCAUAAACAACCAAUUUCAAAUUACCAAAGUAUUAUCUGUUUAGUGAGUCUUCUAAUAUUGUAAAUAUGAACAAAGAAUCGAUUAUAGUUUCUUUAUCUUUUAUAUUUAUUUGUAUUAGUAUAAUUUUACCUAUUGCGACAGCAGAAGAUCAACCAAUUGAAAUCGAAAGUAGUAAAGAUACUAAGGAUGAACCAGCAAACAAAUUCAAAUUUUUGGAAGUCGAGAAUCUCGGCUUCAUACAUGCCUUUCUUGCAUCCUUCUCGGUUAUUUUGGUAUCGGAGAUUGGAGACAAGACAUUCUUCAUUGCAGCUAUUAUGGCAAUGAGACAUCCAAGACUUACAGUCUUUACUGGAGCCAUUGGAGCAUUGGCUCUAAUGACUAUUUUAUCAGCAAUAUUUGGUUGGCUAGUGAAUGUAGUUCCUAGAGUAUACACUUUUUAUAUAAGUACAGCGUUAUUUGCUAUCUUCGGCUUGAAAAUGUUGAAGGAAGGUUACUCUAUGUCGCCUACAGAAGGACAAGGAGAACUAGAUGAAGUGCAAAAUGAUUUAAGAAAGCAGGAUGAGGAAUAUGAGAAACAAGCUAUGUUACCAGAUCCUGAAUUGGGUGUUCAAAAGAAAGCUAAACCAAAAAGUGCUCUAUUAGCAACAUCUCGGAUCCUAUUACAGUCUUUUACACUUACAUUUUUGGCAGAGUGGGGCGAUAGAUCUCAGUUGACAACUAUUUUGUUGGGUGCUAGAGAGGAUGUCUAUGGAGUGAUUGUUGGUGGAAUUUUGGGGCAUAGCAUUUGUACAGGAAUGGCAGUUCUUGGUGGUAAAAUGAUAGCUCAAAAGAUAUCUGUCCGAACAGUUACCAUAAUUGGUGGAGUAGUUUUUCUGCUAUUUGCAUUCUCCGCAUUAUUCAUCGACCCCACCGGUGGAUAAUAUCAAAACUUUAUGGUUCAUUUUGGACCCUUCAGUAAGAAUAUUAAUAUUUAUGAUACAGGUGGAAAUUUCACCUCAUUUCAUCGAAGUACUUGUAAGAAAAAACCAUGUAAAUAAAAUGAUAUAUUUUUAAGGUUUUUUUACCAUCA
Molecule: messenger RNA, 1246 nt
Organism: Harmonia axyridis
Lineage: Eukaryota; Metazoa; Arthropoda; Insecta; Coleoptera; Coccinellidae
Product: transmembrane protein 165
Exons: 6
Coding region: 243-1097 (284 amino acids)
Biological process (GO): Golgi calcium ion transport; Golgi calcium ion homeostasis; manganese ion transmembrane transport
Cellular component (GO): Golgi apparatus
Molecular function (GO): manganese ion transmembrane transporter activity; calcium ion transmembrane transporter activity
Source: RefSeq, a predicted model, not a curated record